AUGCCAGAAUCGGCGGGAAAUCAUGGGAGUCCGGAGGCACAAAGUAUUCGUCCGCCCGACCGGGCACAUCUGAGUCAAGACCCCGUGGUCGACCGAUCGAACCCCCUCGACGAGCGCCCCCGACAUAUUCAAUCACAGGCCUCUCUGCGGUCGCAAGCACAGAUUGCUUCGAUACCGUCACAUACAGGGCAACAUCCUGGUGGCGAAAACGAUGUGGCAGAGGAGUUAGCUUGGGGACCAGCCCAUCCGUGUUACCCUCAUAUUAACCCGCAUGUAUCAGUGAGAUCCCAGGAGUACCAUACGACACGCAUUAUUCGGAUUCGGCGAGACUGGAUGGUUAGGGGAGAUCUGGCCCCGACGUUUUCCAACCUGUAUCCGGAGAUUCUCGAUCCGUUACUGCCUGAGCAGGAAUUCCGCAGGAUUAUUGCUACGGUCAAUGACAAGCUUGUGAAGGCAUUCGAUCCAUUCAGCCUUCGAAACUGGAUAGAUGGAGCACUGGCGUUGCUGACUGGCUGGAUCUGGGAGGAUAUAGGGGCCACGGGAGUCAAAAGCCAGCUCAAGCAAAUAGAAGACUGGGUGGACAAUUGGAACCGUGAGGUCGGCGCAAAGGACGGGGUAUAUAUCUGGAGCCUUCGACGGACGGCUUACAUGUCGUUGGACAUACAGAUUCCCGACCCCAAGGUUGGCAUCAUUCCCAGUGAGCGUGGGCCAUCACUGCCCGGGACUCGACCGAGCAGUGGUGUGGUCUAA
Molecule: messenger RNA, 750 nt
Organism: Aspergillus oryzae RIB40
Lineage: Eukaryota; Fungi; Ascomycota; Eurotiomycetes; Eurotiales; Aspergillaceae
Product: ERF4 family protein
Exons: 1
Coding region: 1-750 (249 amino acids)
Biological process (GO): peptidyl-L-cysteine S-palmitoylation; protein targeting to membrane
Cellular component (GO): extrinsic component of endoplasmic reticulum membrane; endoplasmic reticulum palmitoyltransferase complex
Source: RefSeq, a predicted model, not a curated record